GUUAUAGACGAGUUAGAGGACCAGAUGAGUGAUGGAGGAAACAUUAUUGAUUAUCAUGGUUGUGAAUUCUUCCCUGAACGAUGGUUUGAUAUAGUAUUUGUACUCAGAACAGACAACACAAUAUUGUACGACAGACUAGAACAAAGAGGAUAUGCAGGAAAAAAGUUAUCCAAUAACAUUGACUGUGAAAUUUUUCAAACCAUUCUGGAAGAAGCGAGAGAAAGCUACAGCAAGGAAAUUGUUCAUGAACUUCCAAGUAAUACUCCAGAGGAUAUGGAACGCAAUCUUGAACAAAUACAGCUGUGGUUGCAACAGUGGAGAAGCUAACUGUUUGAAACUGAGGUUUGAAAAAGACUGCUGAAUUUGUCCAGACCUGUAAAGUAUUGGUACCACAGAGGUGUAUAGAUGGCACAGUGGGGUUGACAGAUCAUGACAUUCUCUUUUCCUCCUGAUGACUUUCUCCUUCAGUGUUCUUACAAUAGAGUACCGAAGUGUGACGUCAUGGAAAACCAAAUUUUGCUUUUGAYGAUUUUUGAUCCUCGAUUUCAAGAGAACAUCAAGGAAGACGUUAACAAGCCAAAUUUCAAGAAUAUAGGUUAAAAAGCCACCUAGAUAUGGCAGUUUGAAUAUAUAAUUUCCCCAUACAAAUCACUCUAUUUCAGCAAUGAUCCAGGGUUAAAAUACAGUGAUUUGUAUGGAGAAAUUAUAUAAUUAUUCAAAUGACUAUAUCUUCGUCAAAUUUGCUUGUGAACAUCUUUCUUGAUGUCCUAUCAAAAUCCAGGAUCAACAUUAUAUGAUACAGUGAAAAUAAUAUUUUGUGAUGUCAUCACUUCAGUACUCUAUUACAUUAUGAAUGUAUAGUCAGAUACCAAGAGGUAAGGUACUCAGGUGAAGCUGCAAGGGAGGGUACCCACCCCUUCUGACCAUGURCUAGAACUUUAAAGUACCACAGAUAAACAAAAAAAUUAUAAGUUUAUAAAACUAUUAUGUUGGUUAGUUUGUUUUUGUUAUUGCAAGAUGUUUCCACAGCCCUUCUGACUGUGCUAGAACUUUGAAGCACUACAAAUAAACAAAAAAGUUAUAAAUUUAUAAAACUGUUAUGUUGGUUAGUUUGGUUUGAUUAUUGCAACAUGUUUAUGUUCAAGUGGUAAUGUUGGUUCUGCUUAUUCCUGUACAUUUAAUAUUGUCUCAAAAUUUUGUGGAAAGCAUUUUAUUUGCUAGAAUGAUUUCACUUGGCUUAUGAAACAAAGUUGUAUAAUAGGUUUGCAUGAUGGCAUCAUUGACCUCUACCACCAGAAUCCAACUUUCUUUUGUCAAGUUACUUAGCACCAAUCAAGUUACUAUUCUUAUGAGGGAAUACAAAUUUAAAUAAGAAAGAAAAUUUGCAAAAAUGAUGUUUAUGGUAGUGCAAGUCAAAUGACACCAUCAUGCAAGCCUACUACUUUGUAUCAAGCCAAGUAAAAUCACUUUAUUCAUACUUUCCCAAAACUUUACUGGUUUGUCCUGUCAAUAUUUAUCCCACAGGGAGCCCAAUUUAGAUAAAAGUAAUAGGUGAAAAUAAAAUCAGAGAAAUUAAAUAAUUAUUUUUUUAAAUUCGAGGUCAAGAUAAUGUCCUCCAUAAUACAAAAGAGUAAAAAGUCAAUAAAAAAUGUGCUAGAACUUUUUUUUGCUCAUGCCUUUGUUUUAAUAUAUAUAAUUCCCCUAUGGUAUCUAAUGUUGUCCAUAUGUAUAAAUACUCUUACCAUCUCUGAUUUUAUUUUCACUUUUAUCUAAAUUGGACUCCCUAUGAUAUCACAUUUCUUUUCAUUUUCCCAAUGGAAGUUCCAUGUUCUCCGUGUGAGGGAUGGUUUUCACUUGCAAAGUGAUCACAAGCAUAAAUAAAGAUUUUUUUAAGUGUUUUAAAUUGAAGAAAAAAUUUAAAAAGAGAGAAAAAAGUAUUUUAWAUUUUUUUCAAGACCUUGAACGAACUUGUCAUGAUGAAUGUACUGUAUUGACAGUAUCUACAGAAAAUCAACCUACGUCCCUCCGAUGUUGGUUAGAAAUGAUGAGUGUGGAGAGACGGGGCUGCCAUUUAAAGUGGUCAUCUGAGCCACUUGAAAGUCUAACCAUUUGCAUUUACCCUUCUCAAAUUUAUCUUGAAAGUGAAGCUAACAUGAAAAUACAAAAGUAAUGCCUUGCUUCAGUGAUAAUUAUUUUAUUUUAUUUUUUAAAAUCUAAAAAAAAACCUAUGCACCUUUUAGGAGCAUAACAAAUUCUUUAUUACAUAAAUAUUUUGAUUAAAGCAAGUGGUUUAAAAUACUUUACCUAAGUAAGCAUUCUAUAACUAUAUUUAUGUACAGGAAUGAGCUUGCAAUGUUACAAAAGUAAAUAAUUGUGUAGAAAACUGAUGUAAUAAACACACCUUGAUUUGUA
This is a messenger RNA of Actinia tenebrosa (Australian red waratah sea anemone), 2412 nucleotides long. Its product is annotated as adenylate kinase isoenzyme 6. Gene Ontology annotation, cellular component: cytoplasm; nucleus. Gene Ontology annotation, molecular function: ATP hydrolysis activity; AMP kinase activity; ATP binding. The record is from RefSeq and is a predicted model, not a curated record. Lineage: Eukaryota; Metazoa; Cnidaria; Anthozoa; Actiniaria; Actiniidae.